Messenger RNA from Eriocheir sinensis (Chinese mitten crab), 2371 nucleotides. RefSeq names its product failed axon connections homolog. NCBI's taxonomy places the organism in Eukaryota, Metazoa, Arthropoda, Malacostraca, Decapoda, Varunidae. The record is from RefSeq and is a predicted model, not a curated record. The transcript has 6 exons. The annotation marks the transcript as partial. Gene Ontology annotation, cellular component: cytoplasm.
CCUGGCCAAAUCGAGUUAAACAGGAAUACUCUUCUAGGUCUUCCCACGCCUGUCACGCUGCAGGGGAGACCGGGCGAGACAGUGAGCGUAGCGCGGUGCAGCAAACCACACGCCCUCACACCUGCCCGGCCCCAGCACAGGGCUCGGUGGGCAGGCGUGGGCAGCGACGUGGUGGUGCUACACAUCUUCCCGCGGGGCACCACCUGUCCAAGCCUUUCACCUUUCGUUAUGAAGCUGGAGACCUACCUGAGACUGGCCUCUAUCCCCUACCUGGUGGACUUCGAGGAGCCACUUGGGCCUAAGGGGAAGUGUCCUUGGAUCACGCUCAACGGGGAGGAGAUGGGGGACUCGCACCUGAUCAUGGCACACCUGGGGACACGGUACGGGCUGGACUUUAGCGGCCACCUGAGCGAGAAGGAGCGAGCCGAGGCACACGGUUUGAGGGUAAUGAUGGACGAGCACUUCUUCUGGGUCAACGUGUUAUGGCGGUGGGUGUACGACAGGCGGCGCGCGGUGUGUUCCCUGACGCACUGGGGGACGUGGCUGCCCUUCCCCUGGGUGUACCGCCCCCUCGUGGCACGCCUGCUGCGCCACCAGGCCGUCAUGCAGGGCGUCGGCAGACACACGUGGCCGCAGGUGUUCCAAUUAGGCUGGGAGGACCUGCGCGCGCUCUCUGUUUACCUGGGUGACAAGAAAUUCCUGACGGGGGACAAACCGACGGAGGCUGACUGCGGCGUGUUCGGGAUGCUGAGUCAGGUGGUUUGGAACUCACCAGGCUCACCCCUCCUGGCGGCUGUGAAAGAUGACUUCCCUAAUCUGCUCGACUACUGCCAACGUGUUCGGGACAUGUUCUGGCCAGACUGGAACAGGUGUUUGAUCCCCCCCGGACCCCCCCCGCCCCUGCGUGCCUGAGGAGGAGGAGGAGGAGGAGGAGGAGGAGGAGGAGAAGAAGGAGGAGGAGGAGGAGAAUGACGAGGACGAGGAUGGUGAUGAGGAGGAGGAAGAGGAAGAGGAGGAUGAGGAAGAUGAUGAUGAUGAAGAAGAAGAAGAAGAAGAAGAAGAAGAAGAAGAAGAAGAAGAAGAAAAAGAAGAAGAAAAAGAAAAAGAAAAAGAAGAAAAAGAAAAAGAAAAAGAAAAAGAAGAAAAAAAGAAGAAAGAAGAGGAAGGAAAAUAAGACGGAGAAGAAGAGGAAAAAGAAGAAAGAAGAAAGAAGAAACAAGGAACAGGGUAAAGAUAAAUGCAGAUGGAUGGCUGAGGAGGAGGAACAGAAGUAAGAGGAGAGGGAGGAGGAAGAAGAGGAGAGGAGCAAAGACCCAUUAAAGAGACAUGCGCCUUGAAACAAAACAAUAACGCUGUGGCAAGUGAUAAAAGAGGAAAGACAAAAAAACAAACGUCAGUCCCUUAACUUUUCUUUUCUUUUCUCGAGUUUAACCUUUGAACUAUUGCUAUUUUUCAUUAUAAGGUGCAAGACGACUGUACCUCCUCCGUCAAAAAGGUUGUCAGUGUACCUUUAACUUUUCUUUUCUCGAGUUUAACCUUUGAACUAUUGCCAUUUUUCAUUAUAAGGUACAAGACGACUGUUCCUCCUCCGUCAAAAAUGGUGUCAGUGUCUUCAGAGGUCAUGUAUUCGAGUUUUUUAACCUAUAAUAAGAAAAGGGAAAACAGUGGAAAAUAUACACUCUUUUUUAAUCUUUAGUAAUGACUGAGUGAGUGUAAAGCAAUAAAGGUUAGAGAAUAUAAAUAAAAACUUGUAUAUAACGUCUACAUUAAAAAAGUUGAAAAAAAUGAUAAAGAAAUAAAACAACCAUAUUAACAGUUAGGAAAUAAAAGUUACAGUAUAUAUCAAAAAACUUAUAAAAUGUCUAUCAUGUCCACAUUUGAAAAGUUGAAAAAUAAAAUAGUAAAGAAGUAAACAAAUGAAUAUGAAUAAGAGCAAGAACAAUACAAAGUUAGGCAAUACAAAAAAAAAUAUAAACAUAUAACAGAAAUACACAAAUGAGCAACAACGAAAUAAGGUCAACUCGGCAAAAUGCAAAAAAAUAGAACAGGUAACACAAAGUCCAUAUCGGAAAAGGUAAAGCAAUACACCACGAGCCACCCGAGGUAAUCAGUAUGCAGGCAAACUCCAUUACACAUUUUCAUCCCCUAACAAAGUGCUUCUCAUUACGCUCCGUUCUUAUCUUCCGCCCCAAUAACCCGCUCCCUCGUGGCGACCCGGGAAUGGCUGGCGGGACGAUGUUAGUUUAUGGUAGUAGCUGUGGAGGAGGAGGAGGAGGAGGAGGAGGAGGGUUGGUGAAGUUGGAAGUAUUGGUUUCAAACUCUGGUGCAAAUGACGUGGAAAUAGUGGGCAAUCUCUCUCUCUCUCUCUCUC